CGGGAUGUUUCAAGGCAGCGAGGGCUGAAAGUUAAAUUCACAUAAAACCUACAUCAUCUUUUUAUUUAAAAAUGGACUCUGUUGUGGGAGAGGAUCAGACUUUGCCAUUUGACAUCAAUGGGAGUUUGCCCAGACUGACAGAUUCUUUACCCAGUGAAGAUCUCAGCAUGGACAACAUGACAGCUCCCAUGUUCCCUGGCCAGAAACUGUCCCCACACAAAGCCAUGACCAUGAAAGAUUAUGAGAACCAAAUCACGGCUCUAAAGAAAGAGAAUUUUAACCUGAAACUGCGGAUCUAUUUUCUGGAGGAGCGCAUGCAGCAGAAAUGUGAUGAUUCUACAGAGGACAUUUACAAAACGAAUAUUGAGUUGAAGGUGGAAGUAGAGUCUAUGAAGAGAGAUCUGGCAGAGAAGCAGGAACUUCUGGUGUCUGCAUCGAAAGCCCUGGAGAGUCUAGCAGGACGUGAUUCUGGGGACGGCGUGAGAGAAAGGGCUCAGAGAGAGAUGAAUGCACUCAGAGACACACUCAACAUGCGCAUCAGAGAAUUAGAGCAGGCUCUACAUUUUGCUGAGGAGGAGGUCGAGAAAAUGGCUUCAAUAGCUGAGCAGGAGAAACUGAAGAACAUCGGUUUGGAGAAACAGCUGGAAGCAGCUGGUCAGUCGGGAAACCCUGGUGUCCCCGGGGUAACACCUGGGCCUAUUCAAGACCUCCAGAAGGCACUUCAGGAGAAGGAGAGCAUUAUCCAGCAACUGCACGUGUCGCUCCAAGACCGGGACUCUCUUAUUGGACAGCUGCAAAAGAAUUCUGACCAGCCAAUGACAGAGCAAAUCUCACAGCUCAGCGCCUUGAUUGGACAGAAAGAUGGGGAGGUACAGGCACUGAGGGAGGAGCUGGACAGAGAGAGAGCCAGGGCAGAAAAAGACACCCAGGUGUGUAUGGAACAUCAGACAGAGCUUAGUCGGUUGGAGGCCCUAACCAGGCAGCUGACAGAGGAACUGAAGACCAACAAGAGCAGCAAUCAGAGCCUCAGUGCCAAGCUGGAGGAGGCCAACAGUCACAACAAGGCUCUGUCAGUUCAGUUGGAGGAGAAAGACAGUGAACUGGCUACGGAGAAGAGGAAUGCUUUGAAACGUGACAAAACUAUCCAAGGUCUUGGCGUUCUUCUUAAGGAGAAAGAAAAAGAGAUUGAGGACCUAUAUAAAGACAUGGAGGACAGAGAUCAGGCCCUAGCCAAGGCCAGAGAAGCCGUCCACAAAGCACAGAUACAGAAAUACCAGGGUGCCGAGGAGCAGCAGUCACUGUUGAUGGAGAAGCAGGAGGAGUUGUCAAAACUCCAGGCAGAGGCUCACUCUUCUCUGUUGGAAGCCCAGAGACUACAGCGAUCACUGGGGAGCAAAGACAUUGAGCUUGGCCUCCUGCAGCAAGCUAAAGACCAGCUAGAGCAAGAGCUGGAGGAACUGCAGCAGCAGAAGAAAAAAGGAGACAAGACCAUUAAUGAUCUGCAGAAUCAGUUGAAGAAACUAAAUGGAGAGUUUGCAGAGCGAGAGAACGCUAGAGAACAACAGCAUCAGGAGCAACUAGAACAGAUCCGCAGUGCUGAGCACAAACUACAGAGCACAAUACAACGCCUUACAGCCAGCCUCAACCACAAAGACCAGCAGCUACAGGAAUAUAUGAACAUGAUAAGGGAUCUGGAGCUCAGCCGGAGUCCUGCAGGAAGUGAUGUCAUGGUGGCAAAGCUGCGAGAGCGAUUGAAGGAGACAGAGAAAGCACUGGAGCGAGCUUUGGAUGAGAAGUUUGCAGCAGUGGAGGAGAAAGAUAAUGAGCUACAUCUUCUCCAGCUGAGUCUACGAGAGAAAGAGAGAGACCUUGAGAGACUCAACAACCUGCUUGCCCACAACCAAGAAACCAUCAGUAGUUUUGACGCGCUGAUUAAAGAGCGUGACGUGGAACUCCAGCAACUGUUGAACUCUUUGAAAAAUGCUCAGAGAUGUAAAGAUCAGACAGAGGAGAAUCUGAACAGAGCUCUCAGAGAGAAGGAUGCAAUCAUCCAGCAACUCACACACAGCCUGGAGAGCAAGACUAAAGAAAUAGAGGAGCUGAGAAAUACUGUGUUGACUAAGUCGGACUCUGACGGUCUUGAACUGGCAGGGCAGAUGUGUGAGAGGUUAAAGGUUGUGGAGGUUAUGUUGUCAGAAGCAGUGAAGGAGAGGGAGAGACUCGUCGUUGAUAAUCAGAGUGCUGUAGACAACCUGCUCGCUACCAUUAACAGCAAAGACCAGCUCAUUAAGGAGUCUGCGGAGCGUCACUCCCGUUCUCUCAGCGAACAUGCGGCAGAACUACAGGACCUGCGCAGGCAGCUAAUAGAUGCCCAGCAGCAGCUCAGUAAUGCUCAGAAACAGAACGCUACUGCAGAACAAGACGGGUGCCUAGAGAUGGCUGAACUCCGGGCAGCACUGGCUGAGAAGGAUACCAUCAUAAAUAAACUUCUAGAACGUGGCCAGGAGAGAGAUCGCUUCCUGACUGAGGUAAAGGGGACUGAAACUCCACCAGGCCAGGUACUGGAGCUCAGACAGACCAUCCAGCUGCUCCAGGAACAGCUCGAGGAAAGAGAGGCCGAGCUGAGCAGAAGGAACAGUGAGGAGGAUAUAGAGAGACCUGCUAUGAAGAAGUCAUCAGUCGUGCUGUUGAAGAAAGAACUGGCUGAGAAAACAGAUGCUUUCAAUAAGGCCCUGAAAAGAGAAAACCAACUCAAGAUGUCCCUGAGUGAGCUGCAGUCUGCAGUGCGUGAGCUGGAAGGGAAACUCGAGGCUCAGACAGCAAAUAUAGAGUCUCUGACCUCUACACUCAACACCAAGGAGGAGAUUAUAAAUGAGCUACAGCGGUGUUUGUCUCAGAGGGGAGAGAGUUGUCUAACUGCGGGCCGGGAUCAGGCCUCCGUGGUUGGGGAGGAUCGCAGCCUGCCCACCCUCCCACAGAGAGAGAGAACCCUCAUCGGGGGAGACAGCCAGCAAGAGGCUACAGUGGGAUCAGUAGACAUAAGGGUGGAGCAGGCGGAGCUGAACCGUGCCCUGAGGGUGGAGCAACAGCUCUACUCCAAUCUCAUCCGAGCUGUCAAAGAAAAGGACAGUGCUGAGAGACUGCAGGCUCUGCAGCUGGAGCUCACUGCUGUAACACUCCUCAGACAACAACUGGAGGCCGGUAUCCGUGACAACGAGAAACUGAGAGAGCAGUUGGAGAGAGAGAUCCAGAGGGCUGGUCAGAGAAAAGACUCAGACCCUGCGGAGCUGGAGAGUAUGCGCGACGCCCUUGAGGAAGCACAGCGCUGGAAUGCGUCUCUUCAGGCCCGACUGGGUCAGAUCCAGAGCCGCGGGGGAGGAGUGGGCCAGGCCAACGACUCAGCAGACACACUGAGUCUGAUUGGUGAGCAGACCUCGUAUCUGAGUUUCUGUGUGAGAGAAGGGCAUGAAGAGGAGCCAGAGGAUUUGUCUGUGCAACAGCUCAAAGUGAAGAUCUCUGAGCUACAGACAGAAAAUGCGGAGUUACGUGGGAAAUUAAGGGAGAUGGAGAGUGAAAUAAGAAGAGGAUCUGACCUCAGUGAUCUCAAAUCUCAUGGCAAGAAACCACAAGGACACGACCUUCCAGGCUCUAACACAGAGAGGCUAAACUCUGCAGUCACACAGGAGGAUGAAGAGACUGUAGGUGUGAGUGCUUCUUCAUCCCAAACCCAGACAGGGCCUGGGGAUUCCUCACACCCUCCCCAACGUGCCACACAUGACAGAGAGAGAGCAGAACUCAGGUCCCUCCUCGAAGACUGUGGAGCAGAGUCAGUCUCCCAGCUAAGGGAGCAGGUUGCCAGGCUCCGUUCUGAAGCUUCCCAGAUGCGUGGAUUCCUUAAAGAAGAGAACUCCACUGAAUCCAAAGAGAGCGCUGAGAGUUCCGGAGACAGCGAAGAUCAAAACUAUGACCUCCACCAAACUGUCUCAAGGCUGCGGACGGAGGCAAAGGGUCAUCGUAAGGUCAUCCGUCUGCUGAAGGAGCAGCUGCAACGGAGGUCAGCAACAGACGGAGAGGUGACUGGGUUUGACCCCGAGCUCAUUGUCAGCAUGGCCCGUGAAAUGGAGAGACUGAGAGCUGAAAAUGAUGCGGCACAGCGACAUGCUCACGCUCUACAGGACAGGCUCCAAGAGAGGGAGGAAAGGAAACAGAAAAAAGAACAAGGCUCUAAACUCAACAAGAACCAGAAACACCAAAUGGCAAGACAUGCAGCAUACGUAAAAUCUCGCUUGCCUGUACCGGUGAGGUCCAGAAAGCCAUCCGACAAAUCAGUUGAGUCCAAUCAGGAUUCCGAGAUGGAAGCUGAGGUCCACACAGGGACCCACAUGGAGCAGGCUUACCCAGGGAGGAGACACCCGGGUGAGGCUUUCACAGAGAUUGUGACAGAGAACCAGGCGAUUCCAGGGGGGAGCCAAAAUCAAAGCCCAGAAAUCAGUCAGAACAAAGGGAUGGGACUCAGCACGGCUAAGCAGAGUCCUGAUACGGAGGUCAGAUGGAACUCAGACAGAUGCUCUGAGGUGGGAGAUGCAGAGCUGCUGGCUCAGUUGGAGCUGCUCCAUCAGGAGUGCCAACAGAACGAGGAGCUCAUCGCUCGCUUACAGCUACAGGCACAGGAACGGGAUGAGCUGCAAGCAGAACUUCAGGAGAAAGACAAGCUGAACCGCCAAUACCUUGAGGCUUUGGAGGCUGCCGAAUCCACCAUCGCGUACCUGACCGCAUGCAGCCUUGACUCUGAGAGUAGGUUGGGCCAGGCUGAGGAUGGAGUGCUGUUGAUGCAGCGAUGUACGGAACUGCAGAAACAGCUGCAGGAGAAAGAACGGGUCAAUGCACAGUUACUGGAGUGUCUGAAUACAGCAGAGUCAGCCAUCGCUUCCCUUAGUAUUGCUGACCCACCUUUCAGCCAGCCUGGCCAAUUUAAUCAAUCACACGGCCAGUCCGACCACACCUCUGCCCAGUUUGAGCAUGCCGCUGACCAGGCAGAACCUCAGGAGCUCUGUGAAAGACUGGAGAGGCUUCUUCAACAGAUCAAAAAUUUCCAGGAGCAUCAGGAAGCUUCAGAGACCCUCAGGGGCCCGCACAGUACAGAGGGGGGCCCGGAAGUCAGGUCUGACGCAGAGGCUCAGACUAACAUCCUUCAGGCGGCACUUUGGGACCAGAGCAGACUGAAUGCAGAGCUUCAAGAGAAGCUUAGAGCUGCUGAGGCCACCAUAAGCCAGAUGAGCACUAAGGCCAACUACAGUGAUCCCACCCACUCUGGACCAGAGGACAAGGGUAACCACGAGACUUUGAAGAGACAAGAAUUGCUGAUUCAGUGCUUGUCUGAGUGUGUGCAAUCCACGGAGAGUGCUGUUGAAUCUCUCACAAACCUCUGCUCCAAUUAUGAACAUCCUGGUCAGUGCCCUGCUGAUUGCUCUCCCAGGGUUGAGCUGCAGCAGCAGCUGGACAGACUCCACAGAGCCCUCCAGGAGAGGAAUCUGUUUGUAGAACCGGGCAGAACCGAAGCAGCACAAAUCAGCGCGGCUGGCAGUCAGCCACACGGAACAGCAAGAAGCAAUACUGCCACACAACGAAACACAGCCAGACAGGGCAAGCACCAACAAACCCGAGAGAACUCCAAAUCAGAACCGCAGAAAUCAGCAGGAACCAUGUCCUCUCAGAACAUAAGUCUCAAUUCAGAGCAUCAACACAGGGACCUGUACAAGAACCUCUUGGUGCUCCUUCAGAUCAUCACUGAGCGUGCUCAGAAAGUGCAGGAAUUAGAGAAGCGGCUUCAAGGUGACAUGAGGCAUGGUCAGGUGGAUAACGGAGAAGUUCGAGCUGAAGAAGUGUGGCUUGAGAAGGAGGCCCAGUUGGAGAGUCUGCAGAAAGCCCUGAGGGAGAAACAAAAGACAUGUCGAUCACUACAGGAGAAACUGACCACUGCUCAAUCCAUCAUCGCUCUUCAAAACUCUGCAAAGACAGAUAAACACAGCAAGGCACCCCUUGGGGAUCAAGAUGAAAAGGGGGUUCAGGUGGACCUGCAGGAUCUGGGCUAUGAAACAAGUGGAAGAAGUGAAACAGAGGUGGAGAGAGAGGAGGGCGGUAGCACAGAUGUGGACGGUACAGUGCAGCAGGAUGCUGCGGUCUUCCCAGUACUUAAGCCUUCCCUUCCUGGUUUCUCCUCAGUGGAGAAUCUUGACACCAGUGCUUCCAGUCCAUCUUACCCCAGUUCCCCCGGUCUUAGCCUGAAUGGGGAACUACCUCGACCCCAUGAACUGAACAACCUCACCUCUGAACCUGCUCUGCUCCAGCAGCAGCUCGUACAGCUCAGGGCACAGGUCGAAGGUCAACAGAAGAUCAUUCAGCAUCUCCAGGGGCAGAUCCGCAAGGCAUCUUUGAGCUUGACCCCCGACCCUGCCGUUGAGCAGGGUGGUGAGGGUGACAGGGACAAGAUGAUGAAGCUGAAGGCACAGAUCUCUGAGCUCAGUGUUGAACUGGAGAGAGAGAAAUCACUCAACAGGAGCAACCAGUCGCCCUCACCGUCCAGGAUAGAGUCGUUGGUGCAGUCUCAGGCACGUGAGCUGUGUGAGUUGCGGGAACAGAUCCGUGUGUCUCGUGGCCUAGGGGUGGAGCAGCGCAGGCAGCUGCUGGAGCUCAGAGGGGCUUUAGAGGAGCUCCUCCAGCCCGGCCUGGACUCACAGCUCAAAGACCAGCUGGACAGGAGCCUUGGACUACUGGAUAAACUGGAACAAGGAGAUGCUCACAUGGAUAGUGAGAUGGGAGCUGAGCAAGAGCUGACUCAAAGCGAAUCUGAUUGGAUGCUGCAUGAGUUGCAGUACCUGCGCUCUCAGGUAGAGGGCGACAGGGAGCAACAGCAGCUGCAGAUCAUGUAUCUGUGCCGACAGAACCAGAGUUUGGCUCUGGCCACAAAGGAUCAUUUAGAUAUACUUUCUGUACAGCUACAGGAGAAGGACAACCUGAUCCAGAGCUUGAAAGAUCAACUCCACAGCUGCCAAACUCUUAGCAAUCACCAGGCUUCAGACUCUGAGAUGACUGACAGGCUUUCAAACGAUGGCACCACCUCCUUCCAUAACAGCCCCUCAGGCCAGCACAGGACAAACUGCAGCUCAGGCCACAUGGGGCUUAUGGUGACCAAUGGAGUUGCUGCUGGAGAUCCAGGGGGUGUGUCCAGUGAGGUAGGAGUGUCAGAGACAGGUGAGAGGCGUGUCUGGAGGCUACAGAUGGAGAAUGGCAGACUCCAGGAACAGCUGAGGAACAGCGAAGAGCUCAACGCAACACUCCGCAGUGAACUUGACCUCACGCGCUCCAUCCUCACACACACGCAGAGCAGCCCAACCCAACAAGCCCAAACACAGAACCAAACCAACAAAACUAUCAGCUCAGAUCUGUUGGCCGAGCACCUGUUGGAGAUUCGUGCUCUGCGGCAGCGUCUAGAGGAAACUAUCCGAACCAAUGAAAGACUGAGAGAGCAGCUGGAGAGAAAACUGCAGCAGGCAGAGAGAGACACGGCUGCCACAAACAUUUUCAUUGCUGGAGCAGAGGAGCAAGGCCAACUGACCAAUGAGAUUCGCUUCCUCUUGGCCCAAAACCACACCCUUAAAGAACAGCUUAACCAAGGAGCCAGAGAUAAGCAGAAAGAGAAUGAUCGUUUGAGGGAAACGCUUGCUAGACGGACGGCCAAACUGGAGCUCAGCCGUAAAGAGUGUGAUGCACUUCGGCAGGAACACACAAACCUACAGGACAACCUGCAGUACAGCAGAGAGCAGAUUCACAGGUUGCAGCGGGAGGUGAAGAUGCAGAGACAGCAGUUGGCUGACACUCAGCAGUUGGUUCAGUCUCUGCGUGUGGAGCUGCAGGUUCAUGAACACAUCAGGAGCUCAGCACAAACACACACAGAGGGAGGCCAGGAGAAGUCUGGUGUGUCUGCUGACAGUGUAGACCUGAGUGAGCUGCUGGCUGAGAUCAGACGCCUGAGGCUGCAGCUGGAGAGAAGCAUUCAGAUUAAUACAGCUCUGAGGGAGAGACUCGAACAACUGGACCCCAAGUCUACUAUCAACAUCAACUACCUACUGCCUCACACAGAUGACAGUGGCAGGUCAGAGAUUAUGCACAUCCAUACAGAACGAUCCAGUGCCUCACAUGACAGUGGUAGUUCAGUGGGCAGUGGUUCUCCUGCUCCCUCCAGGCUGGUCCCGGGUCACAGACUGUGGGCAGACCGACAGGGUCGACACGUCUUGGGUCUGAUAGAGGAUUACAGUGCCCUCCGCAAACAGAUCACAGAGGCACAUACGCUCACCUCACACAUGGACACACAGCUUCAGCAGGCCAGCACGGUUCUGGAGCAGGCCCAGUCUAAGGCGUUCUCUGGCAGUGUCAAUCGAAUGCUGCAGGUACUGGAAGAGGCCACACGUCUGCUCAACCUCUUCUGGAGAGUCACACUACCGUCAGGAGACUGCAACUACACUGAACAGGAGGAGUUGUUGCGUGGUGAGAUCUCUCGUCUGAAGAACAGGUUAUCACAGCAGGAGAGGAUGUUGACUGGAGCUGUUAAACGCCUGCGCUCCACCAACAAACUGAAGGAGGGCAUGGAGAGAGUCAUCAUCAACCAGCUUUCACUCACUCAUGGAGUCCUGAGAAAAGCCAGAGGGAACCUGGAGACUAACUCUCUGAACAUUAUUGGGCUGAAAGGCCUGGAGGAGGCAGGUUAGUGUUAGAGGAAGAGAGGACCCGUGUGUGUGUGUGUGUGUGUGUGUGUUUCUCUGCAUGCGAGUGUCUUAUUGCUGUGGCAUGAUUUAAAUAUCUUAUCUCAGGCAUGCAUAAGCUCAUCGUUUGUUUUCUGUGCUUGGUUUUAUGGCUGUGUGAGUUGGC
Molecule: messenger RNA, 8925 nt
Organism: Chanos chanos (milkfish)
Lineage: Eukaryota; Metazoa; Chordata; Actinopteri; Gonorynchiformes; Chanidae
Gene: cdk5rap2
Product: CDK5 regulatory subunit associated protein 2
Exons: 51
Coding region: 72-8765 (2897 amino acids)
Biological process (GO): positive regulation of microtubule nucleation; regulation of Golgi organization; centrosome cycle
Cellular component (GO): centrosome; Golgi apparatus
Molecular function (GO): molecular adaptor activity
Source: RefSeq, a predicted model, not a curated record